CUCACGCUUUUCGAGUAAUUUACCCAUAGUCAAAAUUCGUAUUCAGUCUUUGAUUUUAACUUUCCUCCUUGAUUUUAGAAUCGUCCUGGGUAUUCGAACAGUAAGGUGUAGUUUGAUUGUUCGGGUUUUGGACCGUUUUCACCAGCAGAUGGCACACUUUAUAAUUUAGACUUGCAAGGCAGGUUAAUACGAAAUGAUUUUAUGUUUUCGUCAUUAUUAAAAUAGAAAACUCCUCGUGAACAAUUCAGCAUUUUAUUUAUUCAUGUAAUAAAAUAACUGAUAAAAAUAUUAAGUUUUAUUUCGGACUUUAACACCAAGAAUCACCCCCGACUGAACCAAGCCGCAGACAGUGAGGUAGCAGGCUCUGUUGUGGGUAACGGCGCCUGGCUGCGUGCGAGGUGCACGCCACAUCACUCCCGACGAGGAGCGGAGAGCGGCUGGUCUCUGACAUGGCUAAAGAAGGAGCAGAUAUGACUGAGGAAACCGAGUACAUGAUUGACAAAAAUGCAGGAAAAGAAACAGCAAACGCAGCAGAAUCCCCUGGGAGCGCCAAAGAAAUGCGAGCGGUGAUGCUGGCAGGUUUUGGAGGUCUGAACAAACUCCGGGUAGCAAAAAAGGCAAUGCCCGAGCCUCAGGAUGGUGAAGUAAAAAUCCGCGUCAAAGCAUGUGGCUUGAAUUUCCUGGAUUUGAUGGUACGUCAGGGGACUAUUGAUAAUCCUCCAAAAACCCCCCUCGUCCCUGGAUUUGAGUGCUGUGGAAUAGUAGAGUCAGUGGGUGAAAACACAAAGGGAUUUGAGAUAGGUGACAGAGUUAUGGCUUUCGUAAAUUAUAAUGCCUGGGCAGAGGUGGUUUGCACACCAGGGGACUUUGUCUACAAGAUGCCAGAUGAGAUGACUUUUGCAGAGGCAGCAGCUUUUUUACUGAAUUUUGUGGCUGCGUAUAUGAUGCUCUUUGAAGUUGCUAAUCUGCGAGAGGGAAUGUCAGUGUUGGUGCAUUCAGCAGGAGGUGGUGUGGGUCAAGCUGUGGCUCAGCUCUGCUCCACCGUGCCUAACAUAACUGUGUUUGGGAUUGCUUCCUGUUUCAAGCACGCAGCCAUCAAAGACUCUGUGACUCACCUCCUUGAUAGAAACGUUGACUACAUACAAGAAGUCAAAAAGAUCUCUCCAGAUGGAGUGGACAUUGUGCUGGACUGCCUGUGUGGAGAGAACACAGGGAAAGGUCUGAGUCUGCUGAAGCCUCUGGGAACUUACAUCCUCUAUGGCGCGUCAAAUAUGGUAACUGGGGAAACAAAGAGUUUCUUCAGCUUUGCAAAAUCUUGGUGGCAGGUGGAGAAGGUGAAUCCUAUUAAACUUUAUGAGGAGAACAAAGUCAUAGCUGGUUUCUCGCUCCUCAACCUCCUUUUCAAACAAGGGCGAUCUAAUCUUGUGAAGUUGGUGACGGACAAACUCUUGUGUCUCUACAAGCAGAAGAAGAUAAAGCCUGUAGUUGACUCCCUAUGGGCCCUGGAAGAGGUAAAAGAAGCAAUGCAGAGAAUUCACGACAGAGGCAAUGUAGGAAAACUCAUUUUGGAUGUUGAAAAGUCUCCAACCCCUCUGAUGGCCAAUGACAGCACAGAGACCAGUGAAGCAGGAGAGGAAGAAGAGGAGCCAGAGGGAGAUAAUGACAGCAAGGAGCGAAUGCCUUUCAUCCAUUAGAGCCAACAAACUCCACAGCAACACAUCUAGAGACUGCACAGAUUCACCACAGAGGAACACAACCACACAAGUGUGUAUGUAUGUCUGCAUGUGCUGUAUAUGUGUAUGCAUAAAUGUAUGUAUGUACAAAAAGUGUUUGUGUGUGUUGUUUAUCUGUUACUUGUCAGAUGAUUAGUCAGACAAAGGGGAAAUGAAGAAUAACAGCCCAUUUGUUGCCCAGGCAGCAAAUGCAAGUACCAUUCUGAGGCCAGUGUUAAAGUCUUUACUGUAUUAUGAUGUAAUGUGAACAGGUUUGUGUGCAUUGUAGAGUUAGCUGUAUUUGCUGACCCGCUAUGAUGACUUUAUAAGCGCUCAUAAAUAGAUUUAGUAAAGCAAGUUAUAUCCACUGCCUGGCCAAAAAAAAAGUUGCCACCAAAAGAAAGGUCACACACUAAUUUUUGUUGAACCGUCUUAAGCUUUGGUUACGGCACAUAUUCGCUGUGGUAUUGUGUUGAUAAGCUUUUGCAACGUCACAAGACAUACUUCCAUCCAGUGCUGCAUUAACUUUUCACCGAGAUCUUGUAUUAAUGAUGGGAGAGUCUGACCACUGUGCAAAACCUUUUCCAGCCAAAAGAUUCUCAAUUCUAAAUCUCCCAAACAUUUGGGUCUGGACUCUGUGGUGUCCAAUCCAUGUGUGAAAAUGAUGUCUCAUGCUCCC
Molecule: messenger RNA, 2391 nt
Organism: Melanotaenia boesemani (Boeseman's rainbowfish)
Lineage: Eukaryota; Metazoa; Chordata; Actinopteri; Atheriniformes; Melanotaeniidae
Gene: vat1l
Product: vesicle amine transport 1-like
Exons: 9
Coding region: 450-1694 (414 amino acids)
Molecular function (GO): zinc ion binding; oxidoreductase activity
Source: RefSeq, a predicted model, not a curated record